CGCCCGCUGGGGAAAUGGAUGCUCUGCGGGUCCGCGGGCGCCGGGGGCGGGGAAAGCACUCGCCCCGCUGCGCGCUGGCCCCGCCCGGGCCCCGGCCUGAGCGCGGGGCCGCCCCCUUCCUCUCUCACUGGCGCUGGGCUGAGCCGGGAGCCGAGAAACGGAGCGGGUCCUGAGCUCCCUGUUUGGUUUUUGGGUGGCGGCAGUCUGAGGAGGAACAUGGCGCUCGUAGGCAACGGAGCCGACCUGGAGGCGGACGAGGACAUCUUUGAAGAUGCAAUGGAAACCAUCUCUAUGUUUUCUCGCACAGAUAUGGCAACAAGCAGCCGUCCCUUUGCAUCACUUGAUACAAAACUGGCCUCUGGACGGCUCGGAUCAUCUAAUGUGAGCAGGUCAACAUCAAACAAGGUGGAUCUCAAGUGUGGCCUAGAAGAAUGUGAAGUGGCAUUGAACUUAUUUCUAAGUAACAAAUUUACAGAUGCCUUAGAAUUGCUUCGACCAUGGGCUAAGGAGAGUAUGUACCAUGCUUUGGGCUACAGUACUAUUGUGGUGCUGCAGGCGGUCAUGACCUUUGAGCAACAGGACAUCCAGAACGGCAUCUCUGCCAUGAAGGACGCAUUACAAACCUGCCAAAAAUACAGGAAAAAAUGCACAGUUGUAGAAUCUUUCUCAAGUCUUCUUUCUAGAGGAUCAUUGGAGCAGCUGACUGAAGAGGAAAUGCAUGCCGAAAUCUGUUAUGCCGAGUGUCUCCUACAGAAAGCAGCACUCACGUUUGUGCAGGAUGAAAAUAUGAUCAACUUCAUCAAAGGUGGACUCAAAAUUAGGACAAGCUACCAAAUAUACAAAGAAUGUCUUUCUAUCCUGCAUGUAAUUCAGAAGAAUAAAGAUGAACAACAGUUCUUCUAUGAAUUUGAAGGGGGUGUCAAGCUUGGAAUAGGUGCCUUUAAUUUGAUGCUCUCCCUUUUACCAGCCCGGAUUAUCAGACUGCUAGAAUUUAUAGGAUUUUCGGGAAACAGGGAGUUGGGCCUCCUGCAGCUACAGGAAGGUGCAUCAGGAAGAAGCAUGAGAUCUCCACUAUGCUGCCUAACUAUACUAGCUUUUCAUACUUACAUCUCCCUCAUACUUGGUACAGGAGAAGUGAAUGUUGUGGAAGCAGAGAAUCUCCUCGCGCCCUUCCUCCAGCAGUUUCCAAAUGGCUCCCUCAUGUUGUUUUAUCAUGCCCGGAUAGAGCUGCUGAAAGGGAAUGUGGAGGAGGCACAAGAGAUAUUUCGAAAGUGCAUUUCAGUUCAAGAAGAAUGGAAACAAUUUCACCAUCUCUGUUACUGGGAGCUGAUGUGGAUAUAUGUAUUCCAACAAAACUGGAUGGAGGCAUAUUAUUAUUCUGAUCUGCUUUGCAAAGAAAGUAAAUGGUCCAAGGCAACGUAUGUGUUCUUGAAAGCUGCAAUUUUGAGUAUGCUUCCAGAGGAGGCUGUCAUAGCAACGAAAGAGGAUAUAGUGACUUUAUUCAGACAGGUGGAUAGCUUGAAGCAGAGAAUUGCAGGGAAAUCUAUCCCUACUGAGAAGUUUGCUGUCAGAAAGUCUCGUCGUUACUCUGCCUCGUUGCCUGCACCUGUGAAGCUCAUCGUGCCUGCCCUGGAAAUGAUGUAUGUCUGGAACGGUUUUCCAAUAGUGAGCAAAAGAAAAGACCUUUCCGAAAAUCUGUUGGUCACUGUCGAAAAGGCUGAGGCUACUUUACAAAAUGAAAACAUGAGCGACUACUCUGUGGAUGACGAGUGUCUGGUAAAGCUGCUGAAAGGGUGUUGCCUGAAGAACCUGCAGCGGCCCUUGCAAGCCGAGCUGUGCUUCAAUCAUGUCAUCCAAAGUGAAAAGCUACUGAAGUAUGACCACUACCUAGUGCCAUUUACUCUGUUUGAGUUGGCCUUUUUGUACAAAAGCCAAGGGGAAAUUGACAAGGCCAUAAAGACCCUAGAAACUGCAAGAAACAACUACAAAGAUUACUCCAUGGAGUCCAGGCUACACUUCCGAAUUCAGGCAGCGCUUCACCUCUGGAAAAAAACUUCCUCUGAUUGAUCAGAACAUGAAGGAUGGAAUUUUCCCUAAAUUAGCAACAACAUUUGCUAUAGAUUAGACCUUGUAUUAAAGUGGAAACUGGUCUUGUGAAUGAGAGACAAAAAACUAAUUUUAUUGUCAAUGUUUUUUAUCUCUGUGUGGUUUAUUGUUGGUCUGUGUAAAUGUUUUUUUUUUCUUGUGAAACAAUGUUCAAUGUUCAGUACUAUCUAGAAAAUUCUUAUAUUUUGCCUCUCCAAAAAGAAUUUCAUAUUAGAUUUGAAUUGGAGAGUGAAGAAGUCUUUUAAAGGACUCACAGGUACAACAAAGUCUGAUUAGAUUAUUUAUUUUUUUAAUGUGGAAAUUAAUGUUUAAGUAACAAAUGGCUGAUAAAUUGAGCCACUUUUAGAUUUGUUGGUUAGAGAUAUUUUGUUGUCUACUAUUUAAAUUUAAGAGGGGGAAUAAAAAUCACGUACAUUCAAAAUAGAUUAACAAUAACUUGAAGUCUCCUGAAAGAGACAGGCAGUGGGUGUGAAUAGGGACAGGAUGAUGUCCUUAACAGGUUGAAGAGAAUCGUAUCUACAAAGAUGGUGAAAUUUUAGGUUUUGGGUUUUUUUUUAAUUCUUCAUGUAAGUUAAAGGUGGUGACAUUUUUGAGCAACUAGACUUUUUUUGAAUGUACUGAAGUCUAUUAUAAAAACAAAACUCAAAAAACUGUCUAAAGGGAAGAAAAAGUCCUAUUUUAGAAAUUAUCCUCAACCUUAGCCAUGAGAGUCUAAAAUACCUACGUUGAUUAUUUUUUUUAUAGGAAGCAAAAUUCCUGCUGCUUUAAAUAUGUAAAAUAUCAAUGAUUUUUAUGCUCUUGAUGUUGAUGAGUAAGAUCUAAUUUUCUAAUCUCUCUAUCUAGCACUGUGAUGGUUCCUUGUAGAUAUCUGGACCAUGCUUCGUCCUUUAUCUGGGAAACCCAAUCAGGGAAGAAUGUGGGGAGAGCCUGGCUCUGCUACUUCAUAGCAGUUACUGGGGUGACCUUUAGAGAGCCCCCUGCUCUUUGCAACAGCAUAUUGUCCUCAUCUGUGAAAUGGAAAAAGAACAGAGACUUUUCAAGGUCUCUUUCAGUUUUGUAACUGUGAGUCUGUGUAUUAGGCAUUUUCAGCAAAAGUGUCAAACUGUUUAACCCAAACUGGUACCACAAAGUGCAUGUCUUAUUCUACAAUCUUGUCUACUCCCAGUCCUCCCGUGUGUUGGAGUUAAUGACAGGAUUGCAUCCAGGGUGAGGAAAAAUAAUUCAUGGAUCUAUAAAUCAGGGUGUGGUCCUAUUUCAUUCCAUUUUGAAGAGUAACUUAUCAUGGAAACUUAUGCAGUUUAACAGAACAGCCCCAGAUUGGGAGUCUGGAGCCCACCUCUGCUAGUCAGCAGUUCCUUGAUGUGGUGUAAGUUCCUUCAUUAUUUCUGUGACUCCAUUCCCCUCCAACUGCCCCCCAGGGUGGGGGGUAGGGGAGGAGACAACACACCACUUGGUGCUCGUGACAGAUCAGUUAAAUAAUCCCUGUGAUAGCUUUUGGUAAACUGUAAAAGGCUAUGUGAAUAUAUGAGUGCUGUAAUAAUUAUGGUUUUUAUGUGCUGAUUACAAUACCAAUACAAAAUUAUUGGCUGAGUUGUGGUCUCUGAUGUAAAAUGACAGAAGUGCAGAAAUUCCAACACUUCUAAACUUAUUCUUGUGUUUGGCACUGACAAUAACCCAGAUUAUGAAUUUGCUCCUUACUGUUCAUUCCCUGCUUUGCGAGUCUGUACCUGGCAGAAGAUAUUUUGGUCUUGUUUUCUUUAAGGUACUAAUUCUUGACCAAUACUGAGGAUAUGUUUCCAGUGGGAGAUGAUUAAUACAACUUGAGUCAGAGAACUAGCCCUUCAGACAGCAUGGGGGAGCUCUCACUAUGUGCUAAUCAUAUGAAUUACAUAGCUUUACUUUAGGUUCAGACAAGAGGAAAUAAAAUGAACUGUUAUUAAAUCACCAGUGGAAAUAUGUUUGAUAAUUAUUUUGUAUACAACUUGAAAAAUAGUUUUUAAAUGCCUUAGAAGAGCUUUGGUAGCAUUACUUUUUCAAAAUAUAAAGACCCAUAUUGUUUUUGUGAGAGGCUGCAGGUCAGAGCGAAAGUCAGUCAAAACUUCUCUUUCUGGUAUAAUUUGAAAACAAUAUGAGGUAUAGUGGUUAUUUUUUUUUUAUUUUAUUUUAACUCUGUGUUAACAAACAAAUAUAAAAGAAAUUCCUAUGUC
Molecule: messenger RNA, 4313 nt
Organism: Lutra lutra (Eurasian river otter)
Lineage: Eukaryota; Metazoa; Chordata; Mammalia; Carnivora; Mustelidae
Gene: TTC39B
Product: tetratricopeptide repeat domain 39B
Exons: 20
Coding region: 19-2067 (682 amino acids)
Biological process (GO): regulation of cholesterol efflux; negative regulation of cholesterol storage; regulation of cholesterol metabolic process
Molecular function (GO): protein binding
Source: RefSeq, a predicted model, not a curated record